Messenger RNA from Rattus rattus (black rat), 2514 nucleotides. RefSeq names its product signal recognition particle 68 (gene Srp68). The transcript is spliced from 16 exons. Gene Ontology annotation, cellular component: signal recognition particle, endoplasmic reticulum targeting. Gene Ontology annotation, molecular function: endoplasmic reticulum signal sequence receptor activity; signal recognition particle binding; 7S RNA binding. The coding region runs from base 104 to 1981 and encodes 625 amino acids. Lineage: Eukaryota; Metazoa; Chordata; Mammalia; Rodentia; Muridae. The record is from RefSeq and is a predicted model, not a curated record. Gene Ontology annotation, biological process: SRP-dependent cotranslational protein targeting to membrane.
GUCCGUCAGUGUACCAUCAACCCGACCAGGAAGGUGCCGCUCUCUCCCGCUGCUGGUCGUCUCGCCUCCUCCAUCCCAUCCUGCUUUGCGGCUCAGGGGCAAGAUGGCUGCUGAGAAGCAGAUCCCGGGUGGUGGUAGUGGUGGUGGUGGGAGCGGCGGCGGCGGCGGCGGCGGAGGGAGCGGAGGUGGACGCAGUGCCGGAGGAGACGAGAAUAAAGAAAACGAACGCCCUUCAGCCGGAUCGAAGGCAAACAAAGAGUUCGGGGAUAGCCUGAGUUUGGAGAUUCUGCAGGUUAUUAAGGAGUCGCAGCAGCAGCAUGGCCUACGGCACGGAGACUUUCAGCGGUACAGGGGCUACUGUUCUCGAAGACAAAGGCGCCUCCGGAAAACACUCAACUUUAAGAUGGGGAACAGACACAAAUUCACCGGGAAGAAAGUGACAGAGGAGCUCCUGACUGACAGCAGAUACCUGCUGCUGGUUCUGAUGGAUGCAGAAAGAGCCUGGAGCUACGCCAUGCAGCUCAAACAGGAAGCCAACACCGAGCCCCGAAAACGGUUUCACUUGCUGUCUCGCCUUCGAAAAGCCGUGAAGCACGCCGAGGAACUGGAGCGCUUGUGUGAGAGCAGCCGUGUGGAUGCUAAGACCAAGCUAGAGGCUCAGGCCUAUACAGCUUACCUCUCGGGGAUGCUGCGCUUUGAACACCAGGAGUGGAAAGCUGCCAUUGAGGCUUUCAACAGAUGCAAAACUAUCUAUGAGAAGCUAGCCAGCGCGUUCACAGAGGAGCAGGCUGUGCUGUACAACCAGCGCGUAGAGGAGAUCUCGCCCAACAUCCGCUACUGUGCAUAUAACAUUGGGGACCAGUCAGCCAUCAAUGAACUCAUGCAGAUGAGACUGAGGUCUGGGGGCACAGAGGGGCUCCUUGCUGAAAAACUUGAGGCCUUGAUCACUCAGACUCGAGCCAAGCAGGCAGCGACCAUGAGUGAGGUGGAGUGGAGGGGCAGGACGGUUCCCGUGAAGAUCGACAAAGUGAGGAUCUUCUUACUGGGACUGGCUGACAAUGAAGCCGCCAUUGUGCAGGCUGAAAGUGAAGAAACGAAGGAGCGUCUGUUCGAGUCGAUGCUCAGUGAGUGCCGAGACGCCCUCCAGGCCGUGAGGGAGGAGCUCAAGCCUGAUCAGAAACAGAGAGAUUACACCAUCGAUGGAGAGUCAGGGAAGGUAUCGAAUCUCCAGUACCUGCACAGCUACCUGACCUACAUCAAGCUGUCCACAGCGAUCAGGAGAAACGAGAACAUGGCUAAAGGACUGCACAGGGCUCUGCUGCAGCAGCAGCCAGAAGAUGACAGCAAGCGCUCUCCCCGGCCUCAGGACCUCAUCCGGCUCUACGACAUCAUUCUGCAGAAUCUGGUGGAAUUGCUGCAGCUUCCUGGCUUAGAAGAAGACAGAACCUUCCAGAAAGAGAUAGGCCUCAAGACCCUGGUGUUCAAAGCUUACAGGUGUUUCUUCAUCGCUCAGUCCUACGUGCUGGUGAAGAAGUGGAGCGAAGCCCUCAUCCUGUAUGACAGAGUUCUCAAAUAUGCAAGUGAAGUGAGUUCUCAUGGGGGAGCCUUCAAGAACAGCCUGAAGGACCUGCCUGAUGUGCAAGAGCUCAUCACUCAGGUGCGGUCAGAGAAGUGCUCGCUGCAGGCCGCAGCCAUCCUGGAUGCAAAUGAGUCCCAUCAAACUGACACGGCCUCCCAAGUCAAGGACAAUACGCCUCUCGUUGAACGGUUUGAGACCUUUUGCCUGGACCCUUCCCUUGUCACCAAGCAGGCCAGCCUCGUGCACUUCCCCCCCGGAUUCCAGCCCAUCCCCUGCAAGCCUCUGUUCUUUGACCUGGCCCUCAACCACGUGGCCUUCCCACCUCUUGAGGACAAAUUGGAGCAGAAGACCAAGAGCGGCCUCACAGGCUACAUCAAGGGCAUCUUUGGUUUCAGGAGCUAACCAGGCUCUUCCUCAGGGGCAGGGAGGUCCUGACUUGCUCUGCAUUGAAACAGACCCAGCAAGUUCCAUGGCAUUAAAUCCAGUUCUGCAUUGCCUGGGGCAGAGCUCAGUACCCUCGGCCCUGUGACCAUUCAUCUUGUGUGUUUGUGACUUACUUUGGUAGCCUGUCAUCUUCUGGGCCCAGAGUCAGGGUCUCUGUGUCCCCUGUGCCUCCUGGGGACUGCUGCUGUCCUGCCCUUGUAAGCCAUGGCUGGUCACUUUUGGUCAGUACGUGUUCGGGGUCUACACCAGGCCUGGGGGGCUUGGCAGUGUUUGUCAUGUGUCCUCAGUCCCAGGGAUUUGAAACGACUCCUUGCUGUGAGCGUCCAGAGUCUCCUGAACUUUGUCAGUGACUGAAACAUGAGCAGUGUCACCCAGAGCUGUGGUCAGCCUUACCCCUUCUCCGAGAACAAGCAGAGUGCUCUAUUUUUAACUAUGUUACACUCGUAAAUGACGAAACCAAAUCUUCUAUUAAAAGGCAAAGAUGAUGGAGA